This is a messenger RNA of Penicillium coprophilum, 1752 nucleotides long. Its product is annotated as flavin-containing monooxygenase. The record is from RefSeq and is a predicted model, not a curated record. Lineage: Eukaryota; Fungi; Ascomycota; Eurotiomycetes; Eurotiales; Aspergillaceae. Gene Ontology annotation, molecular function: NADP binding; flavin adenine dinucleotide binding; N,N-dimethylaniline monooxygenase activity. The transcript has 7 exons. The coding region runs from base 1 to 1752 and encodes 583 amino acids.
AUGGGAUCUAUCGGUAACUAUCAUGAGCUUACGUCUAAUGGAGGUGGUAAUGGGGUUAAACCUUAUGAAAUCGUGGAGAGGCCAAGCCGAUACCGUCGUAAAAUCCGCAUCAUCGUGAUCGGAGCUGGCGCAAGCGGGUUGAACUUUGCCCAUGACAUUGACACAAGCCCAUUAGAUACUGAGCUAGUUCUUUAUGAGAAGAACCCAGAGAUAGGAGGCACUUGGUAUGAGAACCGCUACCCUGGGUGUGGAUGUGACAUACCCUCCGUCAACUAUCAGUUCUCAUGGGCUCCCUCUCCAGACUGGACGUCUUUUUACUCGGGUGCACCGGAAAUCUUGAAAUAUUUCAAGGAGGUUGCCGAAAAGUUUGGGCUUCGGAAAUACAUUCGCCUGGAACACAAGCUGGUAGGCGCAUUUUGGGACGAGCAGGAUCAACAGUGGCAUGUAAAAAUUCAAAGAGGAGAUAAUCCCGAAGAUGUCUUUGAGGACAAAGGUCACAUAUUGAUCAACGCUGGUGGUGUACUGAACAAAUGGAAAUGGCCUGAUAUCAAGGGCCUGGAAUCUUUCCAGGGACCUAGACUUCAUAGCGCACACUGGGAUGAUAGCGUUCAAUUGCAGGGGAAGCGUGUGGCAGUUAUCGGCUCAGGCUCCUCUGCAGUGCAAAUCGUCCCGAGCAUUCAACCAAAGGUAUCAUCACUCAAAUGCUUCAUUCGCAGUGCCUCAUGGGUGACUGCCGGUUUUGGCCAACGAUUUGCAGGAAAGGGAGGAUCCAAUUUCAAAUAUAAUGAGAAGCAAAAAGACAUAUUAAAGAACGAUCCUCAGAAAUAUUUGGCAUAUCGCAAGAAGAUUGAGUCUGAGCUCAACUCUCGUUUCCGAUUCAUUCUCAAUGGAUCCGAGGAGCAAGCAAAUGCGCGAGCUUUCGCGGAGAAAGAUAUGCGGUCCAAACUUGCCGAUCGUCCAGAAAUCGCCGACGCGAUUGUUCCGAAGGACUUUGCAGUGGGCUGCCGAAGGCCUACACCAGGAAAUGGAUAUCUUGAGGCGCUCUGCAGUGAUAACACUUCCGUUGUCAGUCAAUCAAUUGAAGAGAUUACCCCUAAGGGCAUCAAAACUGCAGACGGGGUUGAGCAUGAGGUCGAUGUUAUUGUAUGUGCCACCGGCUUUGAUGUCAGCUGGCGGCCAUCGUACCCGACAAUCGGCCGGAAAUCGCGCAGUCUGAGUGAAGAAUGGAGAGAUAUUCCGAGGAGUUAUCUUUCCAUCUCAGUUCCACACUUCCCCAAUUAUCUCAUCUUCAACGGUCCAUUUGGCCCCUAUGGCCAUGGAAGUUUCCUUCCAAUCACGGAGACCCUAUCAAAACACUUCCUCCAGAUUCUCGAGAAAAUGUCAUCGGAAGGUGUGACAUCCUUUGAACCUAAAGCUGAGGCGGUUGCGGAUUUCUUUGAGCACCACCGAAAUUUCAUGCCUCGUACCGCUUGGACAUCUCCAUGUCGCUCAUGGUUCAAGCAGGGAACGGUCGAUGGCGAGGUAAUGAUGUGGCCGGGGUCGAGAAUUCAUUUCUUUGAAACCAUGAAACAACCCCGUUGGGAAGAUUACAACCUCAAUUAUACGACCUCCAAUCGGUUUGGCUAUCUUGGCAACGGCUUCGCUGCACGCGAGUUUGACGGGAGCGACCUGUCGUGGUAUCUUGGUACGAUUGAUGGGAAUGAAAAAGCACAUUUGCCCGACGAGGACUUUGAGGAGUUCAUGGUUCAGUGA